AAGAAUAACGCAGUCAUCUGUCAAUGUCAAGGACGAAAACAAAAAUCAAAACAAUCAGUUCAUUUCCCAUUUUUUUGGAUAACUUUAAAAUACAAAGCUUUAAAAAUGAGUCGAAGAAAAAAGAUUAAGGUGGAAAGCAAAGAAAUGGAUGAUAAAAUUAAUAAUGCCGAUGAUGAAAAUGUAACGGAAGCAGCGGAUAAACAAAAAACCGUUCCCUCUGAGAAAAAAUUAAACUCCGGUCCUAGUUCUUCUAAAAGUAACAAAAAGGAAUCAAAGAAGGAAGAAUUGAAGAAGGAGGAGGAUAAGAAAAAGGAUGUUGAUCCUGAAUCGGAGCUAGAUGAUCCAGUUAUCAAAGAUUUAUUUUCUGGAUUGGAAGGGGCUGCGUUUCAAAGUCGCAUGCCAUUUGAUAAAUUGACCUCAACAGAAGCUGCUUGUUUCCCAGAUAUAGCUCAGGCCGCUUUACAGACUAUUAAAGUAUAUCUAAAUGUUCGCAAUCGUAUUUUACAAAUGUGGCUUGAUAAUCCUAAGCAGCAGCUAAUCUUUGAAGACGUUAUGGAAAAAAUGGAAGUACCUUAUAAUAGUGACGCACCUCUAGUGAAGAGGGCUCAUGCGUUUUUGGAACGUAAUGGAUACAUCAAUUUUGGCGUUUUUAAAAGGCUUAAACCUUUACCCUCUAAAAAAUAUGGGAAAGUGAUAGUAAUUGGAGCAGGAAUAGCUGGAUUGGCGGCCGCUCAACAGUUACAACAGUUUGGUUUGGAAGUAAUAGUCCUAGAAGCACGAGAUAGAGUAGGUGGUAGAAUUGCCACAUUUAGAAAAGGUAAUUAUAUUGCUGAUUUGGGGGCUAUGGUUGUGACAGGCCUAGGAGGUAAUCCUGUGACCACUCUCAGCAAACAAAUAGACAUGGAAUUACACCGCAUUAGACAGAAAUGUCCUCUAUAUCAAUCAAGUGGUGUUACUGUUGAUAAAGACAAAGAUGAAAUGGUUGAACGUGAAUUUAACAGACUUUUAGAAGCCACAUCUUAUUUAUCACAUCAACUAGAUUUUAAUUAUGCUGGAAAUAAACCAGUUAGCUUAGGUCAAGCUUUAGAAUGGGUUAUAAAGCUUCAAGAAAAGCACGUGAAAGAAAAACAAAUCCAGCAUCUAAAAUCCGUUAUAACAUUACAAGAAAAGCUAAAAACAAAUCAAAAAUUGUUAGUUGGAAUUAAGGAACAGAUGUUUGAGACAAAUGCAAAAAUUAAAGAACUGGCUAGUGUAGAAAAGAGGGAUAUUCAGUUGGAAUUUGCAUACAGAAGUGCCGUGCGUGAUCUUAACGCAUACUCAAAGGAAUGGGAUCAACUACAAGAACAAGCAAAGGAAAUUGGAGAUAAACUUAGAGAGCUAGAAGCAUCACCACCAAGUGACGUGUAUUUGUCAUCUAAGGAUCGUCAGAUUUUGGAUUGGCAUUUUGCGAAUUUAGAAUUUGCCAAUGCGACUCCACUUUCAAAUUUAUCACUAAAACAUUGGGACCAGGACGACGAUUUUGAAUUUACAGGGAAUCAUUUAACAGUUCGCAACGGAUAUUCGUGUGUACCAGUGGCUUUAGCUGAAGGUUUGGAUAUCAAACUAAAUGCUGCUGUUAAAAAAGUGGAAUACAACAAGAACGGAGUCGAAGUCACUGUCUAUAAUCCCAGGACACCCCAUUCAGUAAAUACUUAUCACGCGGACGUUGUCCUGUGCACUCUUCCUCUGGGAGUUUUGAAAUUAUGCGCGUCUCCAAACUCUUCCCAGCUGAAUACGGUCCAAUUCUCACCACCUUUGCCAGAUUGGAAGACUUCAGCAAUCCAGAGGUUGGGUUUUGGUAAUUUGAAUAAAGUUGUCUUGUGUUUCGAGAGGAUUUUUUGGAAUCCACAAGCUAAUCUUUUCGGACACGUUGGGAGUACGACUGCGAGUCGAGGAGAAUUGUUUCUCUUCUGGAAUUUGUACAAAGCACCGGUCCUUCUUGCUUUAGUUGCAGGUGAAGCGGCUGCUAUCAUGGAAAAUGUCACCGAUGAUGUUAUUGUCGGAAGAUGUAUCGCCGUACUUCGAGGCAUUUUUGGCCAGUCUGGAGUGCCUCAACCGAAGGAAACCGUGGUAACUCGAUGGAGGGCCGAUCCCUGGUCUAGGGGUUCGUACAGUUUUGUCGCUGUUGGUAGUUCAGGCAGCGAUUACGAUUUGUUAGCGUCUCCUGUGAUUCCCCCAAAUAGUCAAGGGGUUUCGGGGACUGCCGGUCCUGCGAGAGUCUUUUUUGCAGGAGAGCAUACGAUUAGGAAUUAUCCUGCUACGGUCCAUGGAGCAUUUUUAAGUGGUCUAAGAGAAGCUAGUAGAAUAGCAGAUCAAAUUAUCGGAAAUCCGUGCCUUCCUCAACCCGCCGAAUGAGGAAAUUUUGAUGUCAGUAUUUAAUUAAUGGCGUAGUUCAUUAAAUUUUUUAGAGUAAUUAUCGGUCUGGCUGACUUCAGAUUUGAUAUGUGUGUAUAAGAUAACUAAAAACGCUCUAUAAAUUUGCCUUAAUUGCAGUCUGGAGCGUCGUAUUAUAAAAAAUAAUAAAUAUUGUAAGCUUGUAAGAUAAAUUUCUUCUGUGUUUUAUGCACAAUUAUGCGCUUGUAUCGCGUCACGUAAAUUAUGAAGGGAAUAUUUCAAUAUAGUGGAUUGAAAGACGUUACAAUUUCAAUAGAGAACGAUUAUUAUUAAACAAAACGAAAGUAGAUCACGAUCAUCCUCAAUAAUUGCAACAGUGGUCUAUAAAUCUUUGCGUUGUUACAAAGCGAUGUUAACUGCAACCAACAGAGGUAAUUUAUCUUCAAUUGAACAUUUGCAUUGUUAAUUUUUUACCUAUAUACAAUUCUUCUAAAUUUCAUACUUGAAAAGUGAUAAUUUGUUAUUAAGAUCAAAUUUGUUAUCAGGUAUUUUAUUGAAUCAAAUUAGUACAAUUUUUUUGUUAUGUGAGAAGUUGCACCCGUCUCGGCUGUUGUGCUUGUACUUUUUUUAAUUUAACGCUUUGGAAAAUAAAUCGUGAAUGACACGAAA
Tribolium madens (black flour beetle) is the source of this 3042-nucleotide messenger RNA. It is a transcript of the gene Su(var)3-3, whose product is annotated as lysine-specific histone demethylase 1A. Gene Ontology annotation, molecular function: oxidoreductase activity; protein binding; flavin adenine dinucleotide binding. Gene Ontology annotation, biological process: regulation of DNA-templated transcription. The record is from RefSeq and is a predicted model, not a curated record. Lineage: Eukaryota; Metazoa; Arthropoda; Insecta; Coleoptera; Tenebrionidae. Bases 106 to 2394 code for a protein of 762 amino acids. Gene Ontology annotation, cellular component: nucleus. The transcript has 7 exons.